AUGCCAGGAGAUCCAGCCACAGGGGAUGUAAGUCUUCAAAUUCAAAACCUCGCCAUCAGUGACGCUGGUGAAUAUGAAUGUCAGGUUACUCCCAGUAUGAAUCAACCCCUUCUUCGCAGAAAAACUUAUCUCCACGUAACCGUAAUGCCUUCUGUACCGAGAAUGUUUGCUUUCGGAAAGGAACUGAAGGACGGGCAAAUACGAAUUUCCCUUCCUGAUAGGGAACAAAGUGUAACUAUUGAAUGCAUGGCUUCUAAUGGCAUUCCACCUCCGGAUUUUUAUUGGAAACUCAAUGAGGUUCUCCUGCGUAGCGUUCCACUUGAUUCAAAAAAUCCUGGUAAGACUGCAUUUUAG
Molecule: messenger RNA, 354 nt
Organism: Rodentolepis nana
Lineage: Eukaryota; Metazoa; Platyhelminthes; Cestoda; Cyclophyllidea; Hymenolepididae
Source: the annotation of a GenBank genome assembly